UGUGUCGUGUGUGGAGGGAGAGGGAGGGAGAGCAGCUAGCUGUAUAUAUAUCUAUACAUACACUUGUACCCUCCCCACCUCCAUAGCUCCCACCACCUGUGCUUGUGUGAACUCUCGGCUUCAGUGAGUGGGAGAGCUCGGGGAGACAGACACUCUCCACCGAAAGGACAGCGCAAUAAAUAGAGGCCCAGAUGAGCUGAAGAUCAAGAUCCGAGAGGAAAAAGGGUCCCUUUUCGUUGCACUGAAGCUACAUUCUUGAAUCGAGAGGAAGGAGAAGAAGAUGGGGGGUUGUUCGGUUUCCAAGCUCUUUCUGGUGUUUGGGUUGGUUCUGGUGAUGGUGUUUGAGUUGGGUCUGUGCAAUGUGAGUUAUGACAGGAAGGCUCUGUUGAUUAAUGGGAAGAGGAGGAUUCUCUUCUCUGGCUCCAUACAUUACCCGAGAAGCACCCCCGAGAUGUGGGAAGAUCUGAUACAGAAGGCCAAAGAAGGGGGCCUUGAUGUGGUUGAGACUUAUGUCUUUUGGAAUGUCCAUGAGCCUUCACCAGGCAAUUAUAAUUUUGAAGGAAGGUACGACCUGGUGAGGUUUGUGAAGACCAUCCAGAAGGCUGGACUCUAUGCCCAUCUCAGGAUUGGACCUUACGUCUGUGCAGAAUGGAACUUUGGAGGGUUCCCUGUUUGGCUCAAGUAUGUUCCAGGCAUCAGCUUCAGGACUGAUAAUGAGCCUUUCAAGAAGGCAAUGCAAGGUUUCACUGAGAAGAUUGUCAAUUUGAUGAAGAGUGAGAACCUGUUUGAGUCUCAGGGUGGCCCCAUUAUACUUUCUCAGAUUGAGAAUGAGUAUGGGGUGCAGAGCAAAUUAUUUGGGGCUGCUGGGCAUAAUUAUAUGACCUGGGCUGCAAAUAUGGCUGUCAAGUUGGGAACUGGAGUCCCCUGGAUUAUGUGCAAGGAAGAGGAUGCCCCGGAUCCAGUGAUCAACACUUGCAAUGGUUUCUACUGUGACGCAUUUUCUCCGAAUAAAGAGUACAAACCCACUAUCUGGACAGAAGCUUGGAGUGGCUGGUUCACUGAGUUCGGGGGCCCGAUCCACCAGAGACCUGUUCAGGAUCUGGCAUUUGCUGUUGCCCGGUUCAUACAAAAGGGAGGAUCCUUUGUGAACUACUAUAUGUAUCAUGGAGGCACCAACUUUGGACGUUCAGCUGGAGGACCAUUCAUCACGACCAGCUACGAUUACGAUGCCCCAAUUGAUGAGUAUGGUUUGAUAAGACAACCUAAGUAUGGCCAUCUAAAAGAGCUUCACAAGGCAGUAAAAAUGUGCGAACGCGCUCUAGUUUCAGCCGAUCCAAUGGUUACUUCUCUUGGGGGCUAUCAGCAGGCUCACGUUUAUACCACGCAAUCAGGAGAUUGUGCCGCUUUUCUGGCAAACUAUGACACAAAAUCUGCUGCAAGAGUGUUGUUCAACAACAUGCACUAUAACUUGCCUCCUUGGUCCAUCAGCAUCCUUCCUGAUUGCAGGAAUGUUGUCUUUAACACUGCAAAGGUCGGGGUUCAAACGUCACAACUGCAGAUGUUGCCAACUAAUGGCGACAUGCUGCAGUGGGAGAGCUAUGAUGAGGAUAUAUCUUCUCUCGACGAGAGUUCUGCAUUCACCACAACCGGUCUCUUGGAGCAGAUUAAUGUGACUAGGGAUGCCAGUGAUUACUUGUGGUACAUUACCAGUGUUGAUAUUGGUUCUCCUGAGUCAUUCCUUCAUGGAGGAGAACUCCCAACUCUCAUUGUUCAAUCAACGGGGCAUGCGGUGCACAUCUUUGUGAACGGGCAGCUCUCAGGUUCUGCAUUUGGGACAAGGGAGAAUCGGAGAUUCACAUAUAUUGGAAAGGUCAAUCUCCAUGCAGGCACAAACAGAAUUGCCCUUCUAAGUGUAGCAGUUGGAUUGCCUAAUGUUGGGGGGCACUACGAGACGUGGAACACAGGCAUCCUUGGACCGGUAGCAUUGCAUGGGCUUGACCAGGGAAAAUGGGACUUGUCCUGGGCAAAAUGGACAUACCAGGUUGGGCUUAAAGGAGAGGCCAUGAACCUUCACUCCCCGAACAGCAUUUCUGCAGUCGAUUGGAUGCAGGCAUCCUUAGUUGUACAAAGGCAACAGCCUUUAACCUGGCAUAAGGCUUAUUUCAACGCACCAGAAGGUGACGAACCACUGGCCAUAGAUAUGGAGGGCAUGGGGAAAGGUCAAAUAUGGAUUAAUGGGCAGAGUAUCGGGAGAUAUUGGACUGCAUAUGCAACUGGUAACUGUGAUGGUUGUAAUUAUGCGGGCACUUUUAGGCCUCCAAAAUGCCAGCUUGGAUGCGGGCAACCGACCCAGCGAUGGUACCACUUGCCUCGCUCCUGGUUGAAGCCAACUCACAACCUCCUAGUGAUCUUCGAGGAGCUCGGAGGGAACCCCAUGAAGAUCUCUAUCGUUAAAAGAUCAGUGACCACGGUAUGUGCUGAAGUCACCGAGUUCCACCCCACGAUCAAGAACUGGCACAUUGAGAGCUACGGGAAAUCAGAAGAAUUCCACAGCCCAAAGGUCCACCUGAGGUGCAGCCAAGGCCAAUCGAUUUCUUCAAUAAAAUUUGCAAGCUUCGGGACUCCGAUGGGGACCUGCGGAAGCUACCAGCAGGGAACUUGUCAUGCUCCUACUUCAUAUGCCAUCUUAGAGAAGAAAUGCAUGGGGCAGCAGAGAUGCACAGUAACAAUAUCGAACAGCAACUUCGGGGAAGAUCCAUGCCCGAAUGUGCAGAAGAAAUUGUCGGUCGAAGCAGUGUGCUCUCCUACAGUGACCACCACUGCGCAACCCAACUGGAGAGGUUAACUUCGGAAACCGAAGGACUUCCCGGAAACAUCUUGACAUGAAACCGACACAUGACAUGCAAAGAAAAAAGGAACAAGAGAAGAAAAGCAGGGUAUCAUUAUAGUGUAAUAUUAGAUUGAAUAGCCGGAGCAUUCAUCGUGGAGGGAAGCUUCGGCUCCAAGGGAGGGAACUCAAAUAGUUAUUCAAGUUAGAUUUAAUUUAAAUUAGUUGAAGUGUACUGUAAAUUAGUGAAUGAUAGAGACAGAGAGAGAGAGAGAUCACUUCAAGGUUCAUUCAAUCGUCAAAUUCCUGGGGAGCCCUGAUGAAAAAGAAAGUUUCAGGGAAAUCCCAGUUUCUCCCCAUCCCGGGCUUUUAAACCGGAGAUGGGGGGUGCUAGGGAAGUUGAUGAUCUGUUGUAGUUCUGUGUGAUAUGUUGAUGUGUUUAUGAAAUGUUCUUGUUGUUGGGGGGCACAGAAAUUGCAAUUAGAGGCCCCUUUUUCUGCCAGGGUUCAUGUUGGGAUUUGGAUCCUAGUAUGAAACAUCUUUUGCUUGUCUUCUUUGUCA
Messenger RNA from Punica granatum (pomegranate), 3388 nucleotides. The record is from RefSeq and is a predicted model, not a curated record. Lineage: Eukaryota; Viridiplantae; Streptophyta; Magnoliopsida; Myrtales; Lythraceae.